This is a messenger RNA of Fundulus heteroclitus (mummichog), 1828 nucleotides long. It is a transcript of the gene nrsn1l, whose product is annotated as neurensin 1-like. Gene Ontology annotation, biological process: nervous system development. The transcript has 4 exons. The record is from RefSeq and is a predicted model, not a curated record. Lineage: Eukaryota; Metazoa; Chordata; Actinopteri; Cyprinodontiformes; Fundulidae. Bases 120 to 872 code for a protein of 250 amino acids. Gene Ontology annotation, cellular component: transport vesicle; neuronal cell body; neuron projection.
AAAAAGAAGGAAAAGAUUAAAGGAUGUGAGAAAUGUAUCUAGAGGUGAAAAAAGCAGUUUAAAACUCAGUGUAGGAUAACGUGCGUCUCCUCAAUUUCUUUCCCCUUCCCUCUCUGCGCAUGCUCAGUGUCUUGACUCAGCGGACCUCAAUCGGCGGCAGCUGGAGAUCAAGCGGUCCGACGAUAGAUGGAUGCCCAGUGAGAAAACCCAUCCGCUCCGGCUUGGAGAGGUCAAAGAAGUGUACAAUGGCACUGUGCCCUGAAGGUUGUACUCCCGGCUCAGGAGGAGACUCCUCUGGCAGUGAGGCGGGCUCCAGCUGUCUUCAGUUUGGGGUUCGUUCCUAUCUGCACCACUUCUACGAAGAAUGCUCGUCCUCCAUGUGGGAGAGGGACCCAGAGAAUCGGGGGUCCAACCACAGCCAGACAUCAGCCCUGCGGUGGAACUCAGCUGUCUGGAAGGUGUCCUUGGCUCUGGGUGUUCUGAUGCUGACUGCAGGCAUUGUGUCUCUCUCUGUCGCUUACUCCACUCCCCACAAAAUCGAGUCCUUCGGCGAGGGAGACCUGUACUUUGUGGACCCCCAGGCCAUCAGCUACAACAGGGGUCUUCACCUCAGCACCGCGUCCGGGAUCGGGCUGUCAUGCCUCGGCUCUGCUCUGGCAGUGAUGGGAGUCGUUGUGUGGGUCCUGCCCAAGGCCAACUUAAAAGAACGGCUGUUGCACAGAUCAAGGGAAGCGGAUCAGAGCGGGGAGGCGGGCUCGAAGUGGAGAGGAUUCAAGGAUGGAGCGGAUGUGAUAACGAAGCCGCCGGAUACAGAGGAAGGGAAGAUACCCUUUAUUCUGGCAAAAGUAAAAAAUGUGCAACCCCCUUCCUAAAAAGAAUCACUGUUGAGCUACAGGUAGUACAGGCACUCAUGCUGAUUCUGGAACAAUAUGUCUCCUUAUUGUCUCUGAUCGGAUUUUGUUCUGUGACCUGAAUAUAUGUGACUGAAUAGGUCAGAAAAACACCCACAAUGACGUCAUACAUACUGUGUAGGGCUUUUGCAUUUUAAGUCUGAUAAAUAUGUCCCAUGAAAAUCUUCAUAACACAAGUAAAUUUACAUUUCGAUUCUAAUUUAAUAUAAUUUGUAUCAAAAAAGCGUUUCUUAUUACGGACAUUCUUCAAAGACUUAGAGCAAUGUAUUAAGACUUUAUUUUAAAAAUCCCAGAGGUUCAGAAAGGUUUUGAACUAAACUUUAAGCUAUAGGGGGUUGAUUUAAGAGCCCUAAAGAAUAUUAGAGCCAUCUGAAGAACUCUUAUAAUAAAAAGUAAUUAACACAUCCUUAUCAUUUUUCACAAACGAGACCCAAAGAAACGGUCCAGUGAACCUGAAUUUCUUGUUUUUCUUUCCUGUAGUGCAGCAGAAAGACAUGACUGUUGACUCUGGGAUUUUUUCAAAUAAACAUUUCUUUGUUUAUUGCACUUUGACCAUCAGUCAAAUUUAAACUCAGUAAUAUAUCAAAAACAGCUUAUUGAGAAAAAAAGUGUAGUGAGUGAUCAAACAGAACAAAAGCAUCGAUACACUAAUGUUUGCCAGCUGUCUUUAAAGGAUGCAGCAAUCAACUCUCAGCUUGGUAUGCUCGACCGGCGACCAAAUGGUUUCACCUUAAAAAAAUCAUUUUUUUUCAUCCUCUAGACCAGGGGUUGCCAAACUUUUCAGCCUGGGACUCCCAAAAUAACAGUGCCACAGACUGGUGACCCCCUACUUGGCAGGAGGUAUUUAAUUUCCCUUUUUCGGGAGGAAAUUGUAAGAAUAAAGUCAGAAUAUGAAUAUAUAUUUUGAAAAUACACUU